GCCGUUGGACGUCGGGUUUUUUUGUUUCUUCUGGAGCAGUCCAGUCUGAUGAAUUCACCGAAAAAAGACGGAGAUGAUGAUGUGCCCGUUAAAGACCCGGUAAAAUACGGCGAAUUGGUCAUUUUGGGGUACAAUGGCUCUCUUCCGAGCGGAGACCGUGGGCGCAGAAAGAGCCGCUUCGCUCUGUACCGACGGGCCAAGGCCAACGGGGUCAAACCCAGCGCUGUGCACAUCCUCAACACACCACAGGACAGCAAGGCUGUCCACAGCAGAGGGCAGCACAGCAUCUCUUUCACUCUGUCCCGUAACCAGACGGUGGUGGUGGAGUACUGCCAUGACAACAGCACAGACAUGUUCCAGAUUGGACGCUCCACAGAAAGUCCCAUUGACUUUGUGGUGACAGACACCUCCGGAGGGGGGAAGGAGGGGGAGGACCCGUCCAUCGCUCCCAGCACCAUCUCACGUUUUGCCUGCAGAGUCGUGUGCGAACGCAACCCACCUUACACUGCGCGUAUCUACGCCGCCGGCUUCGACUCCUCCAAAAAUAUCUUCCUAGGGGAGAAAGCAACCAAAUGGAAAAACCCUGAUGGGCAUAUGGAUGGCCUGACCACCAACGGGGUGCUAGUGAUGCACCCGGAGGGGUUCCCAGAGGACCCAAAGCAGGGUCUGUGGAGGGAGAUCUCUGUCUGUGGGGAUGUUUACGCCCUGCGGGAGACACGCUCUGGACCCACCCGGGGCAAACUGGCGGAGGGGGAGAGCAGUGCACUACGUGACGGUUCCCUGGUCGACCUGUGCGGCGCCACCCUGCUGUGGCGUACAGGCGAGGGGCUCAUGCGUGCUCCCACCCUGCGUCACCUGGAAGCACUUCGCCAGGAGCUCAAUGCGUCCCGGCCCCAGUGUCCUGUAGGCCUCAGCACACUGGCCUUCCCCAGCCUGCCACGCAGUCACAGCCUUGAAGAGCGCCAGCCUUGGGUCUACCUCACUUGCGGCCACGUCCACGGACGCCACGACUGGGGCCAGAGAUCCGAGGGAGUGGAGGAGCCGCGAGAGGGCGAGGGCUCCACGACCCGCCGAGAAUGUCCCCUGUGCAGGAGCGUGGGUCCCUACGUGCCCCUGUGGCUGGGCUGCGAGCCCGCCGUGUACGUGGACGCUGGAGCCCCCACUCACGCUUUUGUGCCGUGCGGCCACGUCUGCUCGGAGAGGACAGCCAGGUACUGGGCUGAGACCCCGCUCCCCCACGGGACGCACGCCUUCAGACCCGUCUGCCCGUUCUGCUCCGCUGCCCUCAGCACACCCGGCUGGACGCGGCUCAUCUUCCAGGGCCCCAUCGACUAAGUCACCGCUCCGCAGCAAACCACUAUCACAGAUAACAGAGAUGCCUGAGCUUCAUUCGUGUUGCAAAUGUUGGUCAGUAUGGAUGAGUUAUAACAGCGUGUGUACUCUACACUCCACACAUUCUGAGUGUGUAACAAACACUGUCCAACAUUGUUAAUGAAUGUAGUUCAAAGCUGAUUUCUUCCCCCUGUUUAUCCUUCAAUGCUUGUGGAUUGGUAUAAGAUCUGGAGACUAGGUGGAAAGGAACAUGACAGAAUGAUCAAUACAGUAUUUACUCUAAAUGGUGUCCAGUCCUCUGUCAGGGAAGAUUCUGCUGUUUUUCAUUCCAACCAAAAACACUAGCUGAUUUCACUGAUCACCUAAUCGUUCUCAUAAGUAAAAUUGUACACACAGGCGCUAAAACGAUGCUGCUUGACCCUUUUAAAAAUAAUUUUCACUCCAUCAUCAAAUGUCAUACGAAAUCAACAGAACCAAACACUAUUAUUUGUCUGUUUCAGAAGCCAUGUAUAAAAUGAAUUUUGCACAAAAGAAAGGAACGGCCUUUUUAACUCAGUUCAUCUGCAGCGUCUCGCACGUCUGCAGCGCCCUCGUGUCCUUAACUCGGUGUAACGCCACCUCUUGCACUUCUCGGCCUGAUGUCCGACCACUUCUUAAUUUUUAAAGCAUGUUAAUGUAAUUGUGAAAUGCAAAAAAAAACUCCUUCACCCUUAUUUUCACACCAAGUCUCUUUAUAGAUUUUGCAAACUUGACUUCCCUGUCUUCCGUUCUGAAUGACCAGCUGAUUUUAUAUUCAUAGUUGUAUUCUCAGCAGGCCGUAUUAACUACUUACUGUAAAUGUAGGAGUUUACAAGGUGUGUGUUUCUGCUCAGCAUUUUAAGUUCCCAGCGAUUCAUGAAGGGAAUAUCAUUAGCCAUUCUUAACAUGAGUAUAUGCAGUCGUCAUCUUCCUGUCUUCAUGCAUCUUUUUAGUCUGGAAUCCACGCAGAGAGACCCCCAUAAAUGAGUAGUAUUAUGUUGGAAUGAAAACCUGCAGUCUCUUUGAUUAUCUCUGUAAGCACUGGAGGGAACACUACACGCUUUAUGAGCGCACCACAAAGACUUCACCUCUUAAGGCCAGAUCUCAUCCUGAUUAUCAAGCAGACGGAGGAUAAGCACGGGCCGGGAAUUAAACCGGGUAAAAAAUCCACUUCAUAACUCUGUGCAGCAAUAAUAGCACUCCCAUAGAUAAGCUAAAUGUUGUGCUAUGUUUAGCCAAGUGUUAGGUCGGCGGUCACUCUGAACAUGGCUGAAAAUGGUUUCCAGGUUAAGGGCUCAACCAGAGGCGUGUUCAAUAUCAUGAUUUAUUUCCAAAUGUGGUGUUGUGUGUGUGUGUGAGUGUGUGUGUGCGCGUGUGUGUGAUGUAACCAAAGCACUAGAAUUUAAAUAUGAACAAAUGAAUCAAUGACAUUCAUUUAAAUACUCAUUUCAGAUGUAGCUGGAACAUGCAAACAGAAAUUCGCAUGUUUAGGCUGUCAUAAAACAACACAUUGCAUCGCUACUGUUAAAUUUGAACACACUUCUGGUUACUGAAUUAUGCUAAACAGGGUCCAUGUCAGUAUGGCGGAGUGUCAACAAGGUUUGACCUUGCAUAACCUCAAAAGAUAACCUUUGUUUUUGUUGUUUCAAAGAAAACUAUUUUGUUAGGAAACGGGGGAGGGAUUCAUUUGGGGAUGCGGGUGGAAUUCUUUUAGAUGUUCAGUGUUAAAAAAAAAUAUUUUUCUAACUGAUGAAUUGGUUUUAGUUAACCGUUGUUACUCAGUGUAAGCAAGUUCCGUAUGUUUCCGAAAUAUUAUCGUGUGGUAGAUCUAGGAGAGCUUGUGAGUGAGAAAACAUUGCCAACACUGUGUCCAACAAACACACACACGUUAACACACUGCUACCCUAAAAACAUUGCCCAGACAAUGAAUGUAGCCAAAUACUCAGGCUAUAUUUAGCCUUCCCUGGUGCUCAUAUUGAAUGGUCUAUAUUGUGAUACUAUUUUUGUAACUGAAUAUUAUGGUGUAGCUUUGGUGAACUAGCUCGAAAAAAAAAAAAAGUCAGAUAACUUCAAUAAUAGCCUCAAGUGUGGAAGACGUAUAAUUGAUAACCCACGCUCACAU
Sebastes umbrosus (honeycomb rockfish) is the source of this 3472-nucleotide messenger RNA. RefSeq names its product E3 ubiquitin-protein ligase pellino homolog 2. Gene Ontology annotation, molecular function: protein binding; ubiquitin protein ligase activity. Bases 49 to 1335 code for a protein of 428 amino acids. Gene Ontology annotation, biological process: protein polyubiquitination; regulation of Toll signaling pathway. The record is from RefSeq and is a predicted model, not a curated record. NCBI's taxonomy places the organism in Eukaryota, Metazoa, Chordata, Actinopteri, Perciformes, Sebastidae. The transcript is spliced from 7 exons.